AUGCUCUCCAAAAAGCAGCAUAAGUUGCAGGAAUCCUCAAAAAAGAAUUUUCGACCAAUAGAAACGACUGAAUCAACAUCGUUUGCACUAUACCUAGAUUCAUUAAGAUUGGCUAUUUUCUUAGAUAUAGAAGCUGGGUUAGUUCCCUUGUUUCUAUGUGCCACCAUUGGGACAACUGCAACCACAGCAGUAGAUCCACUCAGACUAUUAUGCGACGUUGCAAAUCGUUAUGGCUUAUGGGUAGACGUUGACGCUGCAUACGCUGGUAAUGCUUGUAUAUGCCCAGAGUUUCAGCAUUUUCUAGAUGGCCUAGAGGGUGCACACUCAUUCAGUUUGAAUGCACAUAAAUGGUUCUUUACCCCUUUGGAUUGUUGUUGCCUUUGGUUAAAAGAUCCCAAGGCUCUUCCAAAGUCUCUCACGACAAAUCCUGAAUUUCUUAUGACUAGUAAUUCAGAACAAGUGGUGGAAUACAAAGACUGGCAAAUAACCCUGAGCCUAAGAUUUCGAUCCAUGAAACUGUGGCUUGUGUUAAGAAGUUACGGUGUUGAUAACCUCAGAAGCUUCCUAAGAAGCCAUGUCAAAAUGGCCCAGAUUUUUGAAGAACUUGUAGUCAGUGACAAGAGAUUUGAGUUUGUGGUUCCUAGAAAUUUCGCAAUGGUGUGCUUCAGAGCUUUGCCAUUGGCAAUGGGUAACAAGGUGUAUGACAAUGGCAUGGCUCAGAAAAUCACAUAUGAUCAGCAUGAUCAGGAACGCAAUAAUCAGCUUAACCAGGAGCUGUUAAAGUCAAUUAAUGCCUCAGGCCAUGUGUAUAUGACUCACGCAGUUGUUGGUGGACUCUACAUUAUAAGAUUCGCUGUUGGGGCAACCCUUACAGAGGAUCGGCAUGUGUUCACGGCUUGGAAGGUGGUGCAAGAGCAUUUAGAUGCCAUAAUAGCCAUCUACUAA
Messenger RNA from Dovyalis caffra, 945 nucleotides. Lineage: Eukaryota; Viridiplantae; Streptophyta; Magnoliopsida; Malpighiales; Salicaceae. The record is from the annotation of a GenBank genome assembly.